Molecule: messenger RNA, 1591 nt
Organism: Brassica rapa (field mustard)
Lineage: Eukaryota; Viridiplantae; Streptophyta; Magnoliopsida; Brassicales; Brassicaceae
Product: protein phosphatase 1 regulatory inhibitor subunit PPP1R8 homolog
Molecular function (GO): protein binding
Source: RefSeq, a predicted model, not a curated record
AUUGUUUUUAAAUAUUACUGGUAGACAUGGAAUCAGGACAAAUAUGUUAAAAUUGUAACUAUAGUCCGUAUCUAGGAGAAAACAUAAAGUACAAGGACUGAGUUCACAAAUUUUAUUUUCUGAGUGAAGAUCUUCGGACAAGACAACUAGAGAAACCCUAAAACUGUUCCAUCCUUUGUUCUUUGCUUUGGGGAUCAUGUGAAAAGGAGAUAAAGAUUGCUGCUUUAGAUUCGAGUUCCAGACAGAACAAUGUACGGAAGAUCAGGUCUUGACAGGUUUAAAAAGUCUCAAACUUCCGAACCCUUCUCGGUCUCCGCAAACCCCCCAGCGAAGCCGCCACUAGUUCAUCGUGUUCCCACGGAGGCGACGCCAUUGCCGUCGACGCCGCAAACUCAGAUCGGAGCGAGUCAGUCAACUUGGCAACCCCCGGAUUGGGCGAUUGAGCCACGCGCCGGUGUCUACUCUCUAGAAGUGGUGAAAGACGGCCAGAUCCUCGAUCGGAUUCAUCUCAAUAGACGGAGACACAUCUUCGGAAGACAGCAUCAGGCUUGCGACUUCGUGCUUGAUCAUCAGUCUGUUUCCCGUCAGCACGCCGUCGUGGUUCCCCACAAGAACGGCAGUAUCUUUGUGAUUGACUUGGGAUCAGCUCAUGGAACCUUUGUUGCAAACGAGAGGUUAACGAAAGACACUCCUGUAGAGCUUGAAGUGGGUCAAUCAUUACGUUUUGCUGCCUCCACUAGAAUCUACAUUCUGAGGAAAAACAGCGAGGCUCUCUUUACACGCCCUCCUCCUCCAUCUGAGAUCAAGCUUCCACCGCCUCCUGAUCCUUCUGACGAGGAAGCUGUUGUUGCGUACAAUACUUUGCUUAAUCGGUACGGUUUAAGCAAUGGAGAAUCUGGUUCUGUGCUGGGGAAAAGGAAAGAGAAGGGGGGAUCAGAAGGUGAGGUGGGAAAGAGGAGGAAGAAGCUGCGAGUUAGCUUUAGGGAUCAACUAGGAGGAGAGCUUGCUGAGGUUGUUGGGAUGUCUGAUGGAGCAGACGUGGAGACAGAGCCUGGUCCGAUUGGUGUCAAAGAAGGGAGCCUUGUUGGGAAAUAUGAAUCGCUGGUGCAAGUGACACUGAUACCCAAAGGCAAAGGGAAGGAAGAGAAAGCUUUUGCAGGGAGCAGAGGUGUGACUGAUAGACUACAGGAAGCGAUGAAGAAGUUAAAAGGAGGUCCAAAAGGAGGGAUUUACGAUGAUCUUUACAGUGGUGACUCACUUACCAAGGCGGUUGGUACUUCAUGGGCUUCUUCUGUGAGUGAACCAGCAGCUAAAGAUAAAGAAGAAACUAAACGUGGAGGUGUUGUUGAUGACGAAGAUGAUGAUAACGAUGAUCUGUUUGGUGACUGACUGAUUUUGAGCACGAGUUAUAAGCUACCCUUCUUCUUCUCUAAUGUGUACACUCAUUCCAGGGAAAUUGGUAAUGUUGUUUUUACUCUUUGUAUAUCCAAUGGCAGCAAGCAAGCAAGCAAUAGAGCACUAAGCCCAGGCCCAUUGUCUUGUGUUAUAAGUUAAAGAACCCUGAAGUUUUGAUAUGAGCCUGGUUAUUCUA